Didymodactylos carnosus is the source of this 1053-nucleotide messenger RNA. NCBI's taxonomy places the organism in Eukaryota, Metazoa, Rotifera, Eurotatoria, Philodinida, Philodinidae. The record is from the annotation of a GenBank genome assembly.
AUGAAUACACAGGAAACACCUGAUUUAAUUAUAACACAUUGUUGUAUCGGAAUGUCGGACGAAGCAUUAGCUCGUUUACCAUCACGUGAUAACAUUAAACGUCGCAUUAGAGUGUUACGUCAAGAUAAAAAGCUUCCAUCAGCCUCAAAUGAUCCUAAUUUUCCAAAUGUUCCAACAGCUUUAACCGUAACAUCUCGUGGUGAUAAAUUUUUACGUUGUGAUACUGAACCAGGCAAUGCCACCAUACAAUUAUAUCGGAUGUUAAUAUUUGCCAGUUCUGAACAAUUAGAUAUUUUACAAUCAUGUGAUUAUUUUCUUGUUGAUGAUACAUUUAAAGUUGUUCCUGAGAUUUUUUAUCAAUUAUAUGUUGUACAUGCCAUUUAUCGUGGACAUGUUGUACCAGUUGUCUAUUCAUUACUUAGUCGUAAAAAUAGUGAUAUAUAUCAACGUCUUAUAAAUGCAACAGUAGAAUUUGCUCCAUGCUGGUUUCCUGGUUCUAUUUUACUUGAUCUCGAAAAGGCAUGUUAUCAGAAUCGUUAUCAAGAAGAUGUGAAAUUUGCUCAUAAUAUUAAUAAAAUAGUUGCGUUAGCUUUUAUUCCACUUUGUGAUAUCUUACAUGCAUAUCCACGUCUUGCAUUAGAUUAUGAUGAUGAUUGCCAAGAUAUUUUAAAUUAUUUUGAAGAUACAUAUAUAGGACGACUUCGCCCUAACAAUACACGACGUCAACCAACAUUUAGUAUUGAAUUUUGGAAUAUGUAUAAAAGGACAACACAAUUAUUCAUGUGUACAAAUAAUUCUGUAGAAGCAUGGCAUCGUCGUAUAGAAUGUGUAUUUGAAUGCGCAUAUCCUACGCUUUGGUCAUUUUUACAAAAACUAAUUCAUGAAGAAUAUGCAGCACAUGCUGAUAUUGUUCAUAUAAAUAGUGGUGAAGCACCAAAACAUAAAAGUAAAACAAAUGAACGGUUUGAACGACGCCUUUUAAAUCUUUUAUUGCAUCCACAUGAUGAUAUUCUUAUGCAACUAAAUAAUAUUGCACAUAAUAUUUGCUUAUAA